AUGCUUCUCUUGCAUAUACUAAACCUAAUGGCCCCAUUUUACUUCCUGUGUCUCCUUGCUGUGACGUUCUGUCUUCAAAUCUUCUUCUUCCUUCCGGGCAUGUGUGAUGGGCAAUCUUUAACACUCUCUGGCCUCCUUCAUUCAUCCAUGUUCUUCUUCUUUCUUAUCAAUGUUGUUGGGAAUUACAUUUUGGUCAUCUGGAAGAGCCCGGCUACCGGUGGACAUGGCGGAGAGGCUGAAGCGGCAGAUAAACCAUUCUGCUGGAUAUGUGUGCGAGUAUUGGGGGACCAGGAACACCACUGCUUCUUCACUGGGACAUGUAUUAGUCGCAGCAAUCUGCGCAGUUUUGUCUUGCUCUGCCUCCAUGCUUCCUGCAGCUGUUUCCACUCCAUGGUGGUGGGACUUGGCUACAUCUCAAGCAACUUCUCCCUGUCUUUCUCCGAGCCCCUGACCUUCCUCAGACUGUUGCCUCUAUCUGUCACGCGCUUCUUCUCAGGUUCCCUUCUCAGCUCGGAAAUGUUGGCCGUCCUCAUGCUUUAUCUCUGGUUUGGGGUGGGUAUAGCCUGUGCUGCCUUCUGUUUUCACCAGCUGCUGCUCAUAUCCAGGGGACCGGCCUGUCACCAGAGCCCAGGAGCAGAAGCUAGCCCCAUCCGCUGGGCUGACAACUUGACAAGUGUCUUUGGAAAGAGAUGGAUUCUGGCUGUUCUUGUGCCUCACGUGAAGGAAAAGUGA
Staurois parvus is the source of this 732-nucleotide messenger RNA. The record is from the annotation of a GenBank genome assembly. Lineage: Eukaryota; Metazoa; Chordata; Amphibia; Anura; Ranidae.